CUGAAUGAAUAAUUUUCUCAUUAAAGAAUAAAAUCUUUUGACAGUUUUUCUAACAAACUGUUUCUUGUAUCUUUUUUCUUGAAGUUUUCAGUGUUUCAUAUAUUUCAUCUCUUUACUCAUCAUUCUAUCAGCAGCUCGUUGCAGCUCAGUUUAAACCAUGUUUCCUGCAGACUGAUGGGGAAGAGUCAGUUGAAAUGAUCCAGCUGCCUGCAGACCACUGAUUUACAGACUUUUAAAGGACUURGUGUUGUUUGUCUGCAGCCUGAACCAAGUGAAGAACAGCUACAGAUCUGUGAGUCAGUCUGUGGGUUUGUGAGCGCGGGGGCGCGUGGAGCAAACUGUGGCUCAGCUGCUCUCCGCACAGACUGGGGGGUCCAGAUCCAGAUCCAGCUCCGCCUCAGAACUCCGGACUCGUGCAGCAGGAGGUGUUGCAGUCCUCCUGCAGGACGCACUGCCGCGCGCUGACUGCAGCAUCCAGAUACCCCCCACCCCGUCCCACCGCUGAUGAUGCUGCUGCUGCUGAUGCUGCUGCAGCUGAUGAUGAUGAUGAUGAUGAUGAUGAUGAUGAUGAUGAUGAUGAAGAUGGUGGUGGGCAUCCCUCCUGCUACAGCAGAGACUCCGCGCUGAGCUUCUCUUCUCUGCUGGAGAAUCAAAGUUGUCACAAUGGAGACUUCCGGCGGUGAAGCUGUGGACUCUUUGGACAGAAGUGAGGACAGAGACGUCUUCUUUGAUCUGGAUCAUCUCCCGCCACUGCUGGAGGAUGAGGAGAACGUGUCCCUGGCAGACAUCUUGUCUUUGCGGGACAGCUGUCUGUGUGAGGAGGAGGUGUGGGCUGUGUGUGCUGAGUGUGUCCUGGCUCUGCAGAGCAUCAGACCCUCACAUCUCUUCUACACCCUGUGUAUCACCCCCGACACGCUGGCCUUCAACGCACACGGCAACAUUUGCUUCAUGGAGCAGCUCAGCGGGCCACAUCUACUCUCUGGGCUCGACGCUUUCCGCUGCGCUGAACUUUGUCAUGGAGCCGGAGCUGGAGGCGGAGCUGGGAGAGGAGAUCCAGAAGCUGCUGCAUCAGAUGCAGGAGGAGCAGCCUGAGGACCGGCCGCUCCUGGAGGACAUCCUGUCCCUGGCUGAAGCUCAGCUGCUCCACAGCUCGUCUGCAGCCGUGUGUCGGAAGCUGUCGGCUGUCGGACGACGUGUUCUCUCCAUCGAGUCCGUCUCAAACCUCCAAGACGGGCAGGAAGGCUCCUGGGAGGCCAGAUGGCAGCACUCCAAACCCAAAUGUCUUCUGAGAAGACUGAGCUCAGACGAUCAGACCAAAGACCCCGCCCACACCUUGGUGGCCAACACUUUGUCCAGGCAGCAGCCUAUUUAUGUCUGGACACAGUGUACGUGAACUGUGAAGGAGAGGUGCUUUUUCUGAAACCUAAAAACAUCGAAACCCAGGAUGACUUUUAUCUUGCUCCUGAAUAUCAGGAACACGGGAUCAUAACUGAGAAGGCCUGCGUGUACGGAGUGGCUGCUGUUCUCUGGGCCACGGCCAAGUUCACGUUAUCACCCAGCCAAAAGCUGGCGCUGCCUCGCAGAAUGAAGAGGAUGCUGCUGGAGAUGGCGAAGAGGACGCCGAUGGAGAGGCCCACCAUCGUCAUGGCUAAGAAAAGCUGCCUCUACAACCUUUCACGUCAGGGGAUGAGUGCUGAGAGCGUCUGGGGGAGCCUGAUCAGCAGAGUUCACCCAUCAGUCUUUAAAUCCAGUGAUGCUGAAGAUGUGAGCACGACAGAAACUGAUCCCAGCUCCUGUGAAGAACCUGCUCCCAGCAGUGGCUUUGUUCCCACGGCCACUGAGAGCCGACUGGCUCCUGUUGCUGGCCCUGUUCCCCACAGCUAUCCAGUCAGUCCAGAGCCCGAGCUGCCGGAGGCCUUCAGGUCCAGCGCCACACACUUCACCCCCAUCAUCCUGACGGGGGAGGCAGACGUAGAGCAGGAGGACAGCCGGCGUGGAGGAGCUGCCUCUGAAGGGACYGCAGGUGGAGUCAACAGAACCAGUGAUCCUUCACGUGCUGCUCGACCCGCUUCACACUCCCAUCAUCUGACCCACUGUCAGACCACCAGAACCACACAAUCUGAUAUGUCCCAGCUGGAAGUCUCCUUUCUUCAGCCAGUACCUGCUAAUGUCAGUGUUUUUAAUAAUUACCUCUUUCAGCAGAGUCCCACCACAGGACGCCUGUCUUUAGUGCCUGUCCAGAUCAGGGCCCCCAGGUCUCUGCUUGGCUUGGACAUAAACCCCUCUUUGGUCCCACAGCCUCUGCAGGAACUGAUCUCAAGUCCAGAGAGCAGCAAGGGUCUGUUUGUUGACUGUGUUUCUGUGACACUCAGAGCCGAGGGACAGAACCAGGACAGCUUUCCUCAGAGCUCUGAGUCCAGAGUCCACAACGGACCACAACAGAUCAUCCACAACUCUGUUCCCUACAAAGGCCUCAAUGGAUCAACCCAAAGUAAGGACUCCUCUGUCCCCCACAAAGUCCACAGUGGAUCGACCCAAAGUCAGGACC
Messenger RNA from Austrofundulus limnaeus, 2548 nucleotides. RefSeq names its product kinase non-catalytic C-lobe domain containing 1 (gene kndc1). Gene Ontology annotation, biological process: regulation of dendrite morphogenesis; small GTPase-mediated signal transduction. Gene Ontology annotation, cellular component: dendrite; guanyl-nucleotide exchange factor complex; neuronal cell body. Lineage: Eukaryota; Metazoa; Chordata; Actinopteri; Cyprinodontiformes; Rivulidae. The record is from RefSeq and is a predicted model, not a curated record. Gene Ontology annotation, molecular function: guanyl-nucleotide exchange factor activity.